CAACGGAUUUUAUUCGAACUCCCUCUCAUUUCCUUCUCUACACCGAGCCCUCAUCCCACCGGUCAUCCCAGUAUACGUCGGCGUCCGUGAACGUGGGAACCACCGGCGACGGCAAGAUUUCCGGCAUAGAAAAAUACUUUCUAGUCUCCCCGACGACUCUUCAAUGCUUUCUUCAGUUCAAAACCCCCGCCUCUUCUUCGUAAGAUGCCGAUUUCAGUUCCAUCUCCCGUCAAAAUCCCGCCACUUUCACGGCUCCGUAGCUGUUCGCACGUCGGAGACGGUCAUGGAGCCACAGACGCAUGCUUCUUCAACCACUCCUCCCUCUUCUGAAAUCCUCACAAUCCGAAAAUCUCUUCUUUCUCACCAGAAAAAGGCGGUUGACAUCGCCGAGGAGUACUUGAAUCGGUUGCGGCAGACUGAGCCACAGAUUCAAAGCUUUCUCCAUGUUUCAGAGAAUGCAUUGAGAGACGCACAAGCAAUCGACCAGAAGAUCGAGAGGAACGAGGAAUUAGGUCCGUUGGCCGGGGUGCUGGUAGGCGUUAAGGAUAAUAUUUGCACCGUCGACAUGCCUUCGACGGGUGGUUCGAGGAUAUUAGAGGAUUAUCGGCCGGCUUUUGAUGCCACGGCGGUGAAAAAAUUGCGGGAGUGCGGAGCCAUUAUUGUGGGAAAGACAAAUUUGGAUGAAUUUGGCAUGGGGAGCACCACUGAAAGUUCUGGUUUUCAGGUGACUGCAAAUCCUUGGGAUGUAUCCCGGGUACCUGGGGGUUCGUCUGGCGGCUCGGCUGCAGCUGUUUCUGCGAGACAGUGUGUAGUAUCCUUGGGAAGUGAUACUGGGGGAAGUGUUAGGCAGCCAGCAUCUUUUUGUGGAGUUGUGGGAAUGAAACCAACAUAUGGACGUGUUUCGAGAUUUGGGCUAAUGGCAUAUGCAUCAUCGUUGGACGUUAUUGGAUGCUUUGGCUCAUCUGUGGUUGAUACUGCGAUUCUUCUUCAUGCUAUUUCCGGUCAUGAUAUACUGGAUGCUACAAGUAGUAAGCGAGUGGUGCCUGAUUUUUCAUCUCAGUUAACAUCCAUGGAACUUUUUGAAUCCAAGCCUUUAAGGGGACUGAGGGUAGGGGUGAUCCGUGAGACUCUCGGUGAUGGUGUUGAUAUGGGAGUUAUAUCAUCAAUCAAGGCUGCAGCUUCUCAUUUGGAAGAAUUAGGAUCAACUGUGAUAGAGGUAUCAUUGCCUUCUUUUUCUCUUGGGUUGCCGGCAUAUUAUAUACUAGCUUCAUCUGAAUCAUCGUCCAAUUUAUCGCGUUAUGAUGGUGUAAGGUAUGGAAACCAAGUUGCAUCUGAUGAACUUAAUUCUCUUUAUGGAGAUUCUCGAGCUAAUGGUUUUGGUCCUGAGGUUAAAAUGAGAAUCUUAAUGGGGACGUAUGCUCUUUCUGCUGGUUAUUAUGAUGCAUAUUACAAGCGUGCCCAGCAGGUCAGGACAUUAGUUCAGAAAAGUUUCAAGACAGCAUUGGAUGAAAAUGACAUCCUAAUUUCGCCUGCAGCACCAUCAGUUGCAUAUAAGAUAGGUGAAAAGAAAAAUGAUCCCUUGGCAAUGUAUGCGGGUGAUAUCAUGACUGUGAAUGUUAACUUGGCUGGGUUGCCUGCAUUGGUUCUGCCAUGUGGAUUUGUAGAGGGAGGAGUUGCUGGCCUUCCUGUAGGCCUUCAAAUGAUUGGUGCAGCAUUUGAUGAGGAGAAAUUGCUCAAAGUUGGCCAUAUUUUUGAGCAAACUCUUCAAGGUUGCAGAUUUCUUCCACCAUUAGUAGCAGACAGCCUUUCAUGAUUGAUCUUCAUUGGGAUUUAAUUUAUCUGGAGAAAGCUGAAGCCAAUAUUCUUUGUCAUUGGAAGUGGUAAAUCAACUCUGCACCGAGGCAGGAUAAACUGGGUUGAUCGAUGGAUAGCACCAUUCUACUUCCUGUCCACUCAUUUUAGGAGAAAAGCCGAAAACAGCCAAAGAAUCUGGCAAGGACUGAAGCACAAAAUAGAUGUUAUGAUGUUAGACAAUAUUCCACAAUUAAUUCUUUGUUAGUGUUCCGUUAUUCCAUUUUGACUGUCAGACUGUCGGGAUUCAUUAUUGAAAAUUUCUGCAAAUGUAAUCUAAUUGUAGAAGUGAAAAUUGGGUAGAUUCAAUUACAAAGGAUAUGGCCUCAUCAAAUC
Messenger RNA from Nelumbo nucifera (sacred lotus), 2187 nucleotides. RefSeq names its product Amidase family protein. Gene Ontology annotation, biological process: translation. Gene Ontology annotation, molecular function: glutaminyl-tRNA synthase (glutamine-hydrolyzing) activity. The record is from RefSeq and is a predicted model, not a curated record. NCBI's taxonomy places the organism in Eukaryota, Viridiplantae, Streptophyta, Magnoliopsida, Proteales, Nelumbonaceae. Gene Ontology annotation, cellular component: glutamyl-tRNA(Gln) amidotransferase complex.